GGUUAUAUUCAACAUGCUUAGCUGGAGGUUGCAGAUUUAGCAAUGAUGUGCUCCCUUUCAGGGUGGGGAAUGGCUGAAAAUGAGGAAGAAAAUUUCCAUUGGGGAACAAUGAAAAGAAAUUAAAAGAAAUAAACUCACCUUUCCUGGGCCAUGGCUUCUAGAGCACCAUCUGGCACCACUGUUGCUCCCAGAGGCUCCAGUAACCUCACCACAAGUGCUGUGCUAACCACUGCCCAGCCCAGCUUCAUUGAAGGCCUUAUAAACAAAAUUCCACUACCCAGAUGGGCUCUCAUAGCAAUUGCUGUAGCAGCAGGCAUAGUUCUGCUACUUUUCCUUAUCUGUAUCAUCAAGUGCUGCUGCUGCAAGAAGAAACACAAGAAGAAGGAGAAGCUCAACUUAAGAAACAUUAAUGGUGCCUCCACAACAGCCAGCUUGGUCCAACCUGAUUUGGAAGACAUUGAAUGUGGACUGGAAGAUAAGAAACGAGGACGGCUGCAAUAUUCCCUAGAAUAUGACUUCCGUGGCCAGGAGUUGAAAGUUGGAGUGAAGCAGGCAGCAGAUCUAAAGGCCAUGGACAGUGGAGGUACCUCUGAUCCCUACGUAAUUGUUUUCCUGACGUCUGACAUAAGGAAGAAGUAUGAAACAAAAGUUCAUCGUAAAACACUCAAUCCUGUUUACAACGAGAGCUUCAUUUUUCAGGUCUCCCAGGCAGAGGUGACUGAAGCUAUACUGGUCAUGCAAGUGUAUGAUUUCAACCGCUUUUCCAAGCAUGACAUAAUUGGUGAGGUGUGUCUGCCUCUUGUGGAUGUGGACUUACAGCAUGUAAUGGAACAAUGGCUUGAUCUUUCUCCAGCUGGCAAGCUAGAGCAAGAGCACCUUGGAGAAAUCUGCUUCUCACUGCGAUAUGUCCCCAGUACCAGCAAAUUAACGGUAGUUAUCUUGGAAGCCAAAAAGCUCAAGGUUAUGGAUGCAGAUGGAUUAUCAGACCCAUAUGUCAAAGUGCAACUUAUUCUGAACAAAAAGAAAUGGAAGAAAAAGAAGACAAGUGUGAAGAAAAACACAUUAAGCCCCUACUUCAAUGAAGCGUUUGUUUUUGAAGUGCCUUUCAACUUGAUCCAGAAUGUAGACCUGGUGAUCUCAGUCUGGGAUCGUGACAAAGUGACCAAGGAUGACCAGAUCGGAAAGCUGUUUCUCAGCUGCCGAGCUACAGGGAACCAGUUGCGCCACUGGUCAGAUAUGCUGGCUAAUCCUCGCAGGCCUAUGGCACAGUGGCACAGUCUGCAGCCUGUGGAAGUCAUUGACAAAACUCUGGGACUGAAGACACGCUUCAAGCUGCCACUACCCAGCAGCUAACCCACCCACUCCAAACGGUUCUCUCUAUGCCCCUCCACUCCGGAAGGAAACCCACAGCUAUUAUUUACAAAGGAAGACCUGAUAGCACAAAUCACCACAUCAGGUUCAGUUGAACAUAUAGCUGUAAUUAUUCUAGACAAGGGGAGGCAAGGCAAGGCAUUAAUGCCACUGUGUCCCACAUUUAGGUAACCAGCAGUUAUCUCCAGGCAUCCUGCCAUCAGGAUCAUUCUUCUGAAGAGGAUUUGAACCACUGCACAGGUCUCUUUAUUGAUGUUCUCUGGGGCUGGAGAAGAUAAGGAAGCAAGAGAAUGACAAGUUGGCCAAAGUGGGAGAUGAAAAACCAGUGCACCAACCUGCGCACUUCCCUUUUAAUGUCUUUAACAU
Molecule: messenger RNA, 1737 nt
Organism: Notechis scutatus (mainland tiger snake)
Lineage: Eukaryota; Metazoa; Chordata; Lepidosauria; Squamata; Elapidae
Gene: SYT8
Product: synaptotagmin 8
Biological process (GO): calcium ion-regulated exocytosis of neurotransmitter; synaptic vesicle endocytosis
Cellular component (GO): synaptic vesicle membrane; exocytic vesicle; axon
Molecular function (GO): clathrin binding; SNARE binding; calcium ion binding
Source: RefSeq, a predicted model, not a curated record